AUGAAACCUAACUUGAAGCAAUGGAAACAACUCAUGCUGUUUGGGAUCUUUGCAUGGGGUCUGCUUUUUCUGGUGAUAUUCAUCUAUUUUACAGAUAGCAAUGCUGCUGAACCAGUUCCCAUUUCCUUUUCUUACAUUGAAACUAAGAGGCUUCUACCCCUUCAGGGCAAGCAGAGGGUCAUCAUGGGAGCCAUACACGAUCCAUCAUUCUCUGAAGCUGUUGAAGGGAAUGAGGUACUUCUUAAUGAAGAUCUCUUGGGUACAUUUAAAUCAGGGACUGGAAGUAUUAAGAAAUGGACUGACUUGGAAGAUGCCUUUAGAAGUCAAGACACGUUUUUUCCAUCACAGAUAGGAAGAAAAUCAAAAAGUGCAUUUUACCAAGUGAAUGACGAUUAUUUAUUUGCUGCUGGUCAGCCUCGUUCACACGACCACCUUCAAGAAAUAGCCCAAUUCAUCUCAGCUGAUGAGGAAAAUCCAAAAGUUAAUAUUUUACAGAACUGGAACCAUCAGAAAAGAAUGAGGAGAAGGAGCGCAAAGCACAGGAGAAGCCAAAUGCUUGAUGAAUUUGAUGACUGGGAUGGGCUAUAUUCCACAAUGUCGAAAUCCUUUCUUUACAAGCUUUGGAAAGGGGAUGUCUCUUCCAAGAUGCUAAACCCUCGACUGCAGAAGGCGAUGAAAGAUUAUUUGAGCACCAAUAAGCAUGGGGUGCGGUUCAAGGGGAAGCGAAACUCCAAGUUGACAGGAGACCAGCUAUUCUGUGAGCUAAAAGAAAGGGUGAAUGUGAAAACAAUAGAUGGCAAGGAGGCUCCCUUCUCCACUCUUGGAUGGGAAAAGCACGUUCCCCAAAUUCCACUGGGCAAAUUGUAUACACAUGGCUUUGGGAGCUGUGCCGUAGUUAUGUCUGCUGGUGCAAUACUGAACUCUUCUCUAGGGGAUGAAAUAGAUUCUCAUGAUGCUGUUCUAAGAUUUAAUUCUGCUCCAACACGUGGCUACGAAAAAGAUGUUGGAAAUAAGACAACCAUGCGGAUCAUUAACUCUCAGAUUCUCACCAAUCCAAACCAUCACUUUGUUGACAGCUCCUUGUACAAAGAUGUUAUCUUAGUAGCCUGGGAUCCUGCCCCCUACUCUGCAAAUCUGAAUGUGUGGUAUAAGAAGCCAGAUUACAAUCUCUUCACUCCAUAUGUACAACAUCGCAGAAAAAAUCCAAACCAGCCGUUUUACAUUCUCCAUCCAAAGUUUAUAUGGCAGCUCUGGGACAUCAUUCAGGAGAACACUAAAGAGAAGAUACAACCCAACCCUCCUUCAUCAGGUUUUAUUGGUAUCCUCAUCAUGAUGUCCAUGUGUAACGAAGUGCACGUGUACGAGUACAUCCCUUCAGUCCGACAGACCGACCUGUGCCACUACCAUGAACUCUACUAUGAUGCAGCUUGUACCUUAGGGGCCUACCACCCACUGCUCUACGAGAAGCUGUUGGUGCAGAGGAUGAAUAAAGGUUUGCAGGAUGAUCUGUAUCGGAAGGGGAAAGUAAUUUUGCCAGGGUUCAAAGCUGUCAAGUGCCCUGAACGAAAUAAGUUCCCAAACUUGUAG
Messenger RNA from Chaetura pelagica (chimney swift), 1587 nucleotides. It is a transcript of the gene ST6GAL2, whose product is annotated as ST6 beta-galactosamide alpha-2,6-sialyltranferase 2. The transcript has 6 exons. Gene Ontology annotation, molecular function: sialyltransferase activity. The record is from RefSeq and is a predicted model, not a curated record. The coding region runs from base 1 to 1587 and encodes 528 amino acids. NCBI's taxonomy places the organism in Eukaryota, Metazoa, Chordata, Aves, Apodiformes, Apodidae.